AUGAGACCAAAACGUGGCGUGGAAAUACAUGAGCGUAUUGCCUCCUGGCCCACCUAUCCGCUCUUUCAGAAUUUGUUAAAUGUUAAGGCCAAUGCAUUUGAAUGCUUGGUGCCCAUAGCUGGUGACUGUGCGGAACUUGAUCUUGGCAUUUCCGAGCAGGACAGACAGAUAUUGAAGAAUGAAGUACAGAUUGUUAUACACAGCGCAGCGACCGUGCGUUUCAAUGAGCCGCUGCAUCAUGCGCUGGACAUCAACGUUCGUGCCACCCGCCUCGUGAUGGAAUUGGGCAAGGAAAUGCAGCAUUUGGAGUCCUUUGUACACGUUUCCACUGCCUACUCCAACUGCGUCGUAAACCACAUCAAGGAAACUUACUAUCCGGAACUUCUCAGCUGCCCAGCCGCAAAGGUUUUGGAAUUGAAAGAUCAGCUGAGUAAUGAGCUGCUUGACAAAAUGACGCCCGCAUUACUGGACAAAUUUCCCAAUACCUACACCUAUACAAAGGCGUUGGCCGAGCACCUGGUCCAGACCGAAUCGGGAGAUCUACCAAUGUGCAUCUUCAGGCCGGGCAUAAUUAUUACCAGUUACAAGGAGCCUGUGUCGGGCUGGAUGGAUAAUUUUAAUGGACCUAUUAUCAUACUCCAUGCCGCUGCUUUUGGAGUGAUGCGUAUUUGUCGAGUCGAUGUAAAAAAAGAGGCGAAUGUUGUGCCCGUGGACUUCUGUGCCAAUUUGUUGAUAGCGAGUGUCUGGAAAACAGCCAUUGAUGCAAAGAAGCAGAAGACUUUUGAAAAACCAAUCUAUAACUUUGUGUCCAGUGAGCACAACCCAUUAACAUGGGGCGCCUUUAUAGGCAAGGUGUCCGAGCUAGGCCCCGCCUAUCCCAUCACUAAGAUGAUAUGGUUCCCAUUUCUCAUCCCCACCAACUCCCAGUUUCUGUAUCAGUUGCUUAUUUUCUUUUACCACGUAAUACCUGGAUAUGCCAUCGAUCUGAUAUUACGUUUAAGGGGAAAGCGUCCUCGCAUGGUAAAGAUUUAUGAAAAGAUACAUAAGAAUUUCGAGAUUCUAGGACCUUUUGCAGAAAUGAACUGGAAGUUUCAAACCACAAAUAUGCAGCGAUUGUGGGAACACAUGUCAAUAUCUGAUCGUAAGAAUUAUGAAUUUGACAUGACGAAGGUCAAUUGGAACGAAUAUUUUGGUCGAGCGCUUGCAGGCAUGCGUAUCUAUUUGGCAAAGGAAGAGCCUGGUAAUGAGUCUAUAGAGCGGGGCAAAAAAAUUCGAGCACGAUUUGAGAUCCUUCAUCGUUUAUUACAAGUGAUUGUCUGCAGCGCCGGCGCGGCUAUUUUAUGGUCUAUGGUCACAUUACUUAUCAGAUUCUAG
Scaptodrosophila lebanonensis is the source of this 1374-nucleotide messenger RNA. RefSeq names its product fatty acyl-CoA reductase wat-like. The record is from RefSeq and is a predicted model, not a curated record. The coding region runs from base 1 to 1374 and encodes 457 amino acids. The transcript is spliced from 5 exons. Gene Ontology annotation, cellular component: peroxisome. Gene Ontology annotation, molecular function: alcohol-forming very long-chain fatty acyl-CoA reductase (NADP+) activity. NCBI's taxonomy places the organism in Eukaryota, Metazoa, Arthropoda, Insecta, Diptera, Drosophilidae. Gene Ontology annotation, biological process: long-chain fatty-acyl-CoA metabolic process.